AUGCGCACUAGUGGCAUGACUCCAGACCCAGGCGGAGAAGGAAACAUGGCGGAGCCGGAACCCAAAAGGAAGAUCCCGCUGGUGCCGGAGAACUUGCUGAAGAAGAGGAAGGCGUAUCAGGCCCUCAAGGCCACCCAGGCAAAGCAGGCGCUGUUGGACAAGAGGAAGCACCAGAAGGGGAAGCAGAUACAGUUUAAACGUAUUGAGACAUUUGUUCGAGAUUCACGGCGCAAACAUAGAGAUGAGGUCCGGUUGAAGCGCAUGGAACAGAAGCCUGGCCAAAUGGUUCUACCUCAGGGACAGAAGUUGGCCUUUGUUGUACGGAUUGCAGAGAUUAAAGGGGUGAGUCCAAGGGUGCGGAGGGUGAUAGAGAUGCUGCGGUUGAGGAAGAUUUUCAGUGGCACAUUCAUUAAACUGACUCCAGCGUCACUGAAGAUGCUGCGCACUGUGGAGCCCUAUGUAGCAUGGGGACAUCCCAAUCUGAAAUCUGUACGAGAGCUCAUCCUGAAACGAGGUCAAGCAAAGAUCAACAAGAAGAAGGUCCCUUUGACAGACAACACUCUGAUAGAGGAGCAUCUAGGGAAGUUUGAUGUCAUUUGCCUGGAAGAUCUUAUUCAUGAAAUUUAUUCAGCUGGGCAGCAUUUCCGAGAAAUCACUAAUUUCUUAUGGCCAUUUCAUCUCUCUGUUGCUCGCCAUGCUGCACGUAACAAAGUGGGUUUCCUCAAGGAGAUAGGUGAACCUGGGUACCGAGGCGAGGGAAUCAACAAGCUCAUACGUCAGCUGAACUAGUCAGGGUCCAUAUGAGGAUUUUAGGUUUUUGUCUCCUGCGCCAUGCUGAACGUUUGUUCUUGCAGACUGUUGGAACUGAGCAAUGUGACAUUACAUCUCCUGUCUGCUAACUUCUUCUGCCUUCAAGGAGAAAUCAUGCCUGAGGGAGAUGGAUUUAGUACUGUUCCUUCUCCAGGAAGAAGUCAGAUUGCUAUCCAAUGUGAGCAAAAAGUGACUUGAACUUCCGGGGAGCAGAGCUUUCCUGUACAUCUGAUGAAACAGACAUCACUAAAACAAAUUUUUACUAUUGUUGGUUUUACACCAUCUUUCUUUUGAAGGAUCUGUCCUUUGGAAUGAACUUGUACCUGCAAACAAGGGGUUUGGAAGAUGGGGUGGGGUUCCCCCACCAUUAUUUAAUCCUUCAUUGCAGCUGACUUGUGCCUGAGGAUCUUGUGAUUCAGCACUCCCAAAUAGAAUCAGUUUGUCUCUAGUGAUCUGCACUUUCCUCCAGCUACAAAUUUCCCUUAGUAUCACAGUCACCUGGUAAGAUGUUUAUCCUUCCUGAUGCACAGUUAAGGCUGAGGAGUGUAUUGUAAAUACAUCCCUCAGUCACUGUUGCUGGGCAAGCUGCUAGCACUAAACAAACUAAUAGAUGUUCUAGAAAUAUUCUGAAGUAAGCAGACCAUGUUUAGCCCCCUGCAAAAGUGGUGAUCUGCUGCUGCUUGAUCACAGGAUGCCUUUUAGAUUCUCCUAAAUCAGACUUUACAGGGACUCACCAUUUCCCUGAAAGGAAAUCUUAUUUGACCUUUACCUCAUUGAUUAAAGCUGUAAAGUCCUUUCUUACUCAGUGACUUUCAAAUAAAUUAUCAAACUCUGCUGUAGAUUGAGGUUAGUGUAUGUGUAAUAAAUCAACAAGCAGGAGAGAGGAAUUCAGGAGGGCAGUUUUCUUUGGUAAAACCGAGCUUCUGUCUGUACUGAACAUGAGAAUUGACUAUCCCUAAACCUAACUAGUAGUGGCAGAAGAAAUUGGAAAGUGGUGCUCUGAUUGCAGUAUGAAACUAAGUGGGAUUACACUCCUUGGAGAGGAGUAUCUAUGCUGUCUUGCAGUCAUUUGCAAAGGAAGUGCUUCUGAGCAUGUCUUGCUGCUGCAGUUGCCAACCUGACCCAUUUGGAAGGGGAGCGAAUGGUGUUCUUAGAGUGUGUGAAAAGAGGAGGGAAGAGACCACUGCACUUCAGUAAAAAUGAUCUUUUCACAUAACUUUGGGAACAAAUGUUAGGGCAUGGAUAGAUUUGUCAUAGGCUGAACAUGAAGUGAUAUUGGUAGUACAUCUGUUUUCAAUUCCUCUUAAAGUGGAUGCGUUCAUUUUUUCUCAUCUAAUAGAAAACAGUUCUUGUGCAGAUCUUAUUGAAGAUUUGUAUUGGACAGUAAGUGUCCGUCAACACUUGGGUUUGACUUAAGUCUUGCAAGAUCUUGGGGAACAGCAUGGGUCAGCGUACACUAGACUCAGAGUAAGGAGAAUUGUGUUUUCUCCCAUCUCUGACUUUCUUUGUGGUCUUGGGUAAGUUGGCUCCUCUCUGUCUCAGUUUCCCAAUCUGUAAAAUGAGAACAGUUAUAUUUGAGAUCUAUGGAUAAAAACACUGGAGUAUUGCUAUGGAUGCAUAAAAACAAGUGAAGAAAUUUUGGACCUUUUUUUACGGUAUGCUUUACUCCUGUAAUGCAAAUUUCCUUUACUUGAAGUCUGUAAAGCUUUUGAAUUUUUCUAUUACUGUCAUACAUCAUGUAACUCCUCUUUAAAAAAAAAUUCUUUUUCUUAUUUCUUCUUCCACACAUGACGUAGGCCUUAGCCACUUGUAACUUCAUUUUCUGUUAAAUAGUUCCAUCAGAAACCUCAUGGAUGUGUUAAAUUAGUAAGCUUAUAAUGUUAAUUGCUCUAAACAUGUCCACAUGGGGAAUUUGCAGGAGUUUAUCUUAAAUUAGUUUUUAAACUGAUGCAAAUCCCUGGGUGGAUGUUCUUUUACAUUGAGUGGUUUAUCAGUUUA
Molecule: messenger RNA, 2808 nt
Organism: Emys orbicularis (European pond turtle)
Lineage: Eukaryota; Metazoa; Chordata; Testudines; Emydidae
Gene: RPL7L1
Product: ribosomal protein L7 like 1
Exons: 7
Coding region: 1-789 (262 amino acids)
Biological process (GO): maturation of LSU-rRNA from tricistronic rRNA transcript (SSU-rRNA, 5.8S rRNA, LSU-rRNA)
Cellular component (GO): cytosolic large ribosomal subunit
Molecular function (GO): structural constituent of ribosome; RNA binding
Source: RefSeq, a predicted model, not a curated record